Messenger RNA from Rangifer tarandus platyrhynchus (Svalbard reindeer), 3027 nucleotides. The record is from the annotation of a GenBank genome assembly. NCBI's taxonomy places the organism in Eukaryota, Metazoa, Chordata, Mammalia, Artiodactyla, Cervidae.
AUGGCGGCGGCGGCGGCGGGCUGCGCUAGUGGCGGGAGCAGCAGCAGCGACACGUCGAGCACCGGCGAGGAGGAGAGGAUGCGGCGCCUCUUCCAGACCUGCGACGGCGACGGCGACGGCUACAUCAGCAGAAAUGACUUGUUGAUGGUCUGUCGCCAAUUGAAUAUGGAAGAGUCUGUGGCAGAGAUCAUGAACCAACUGGGUGCUGAUGAAAAUGGGAAGAUUUGCUUUCAGGAUUUUACACGGUGCCGUAUGCAGCUCAUCAGAGAAAUCAGAAAAGAGGAAAUAGGCCUUUCUGAGAAGUCAGACAACUCCUGGAAAAAGAAGAAACUGAGGGACAGAAUUGCCUCCUGGCCCACAAGCAGUGACAACAGUCUGGGUGCCUUAUCAGCGGCCAGGGAGAGCUGGGAGUACGCCUCGGGAGCCAGGGACCUCCAGGGCCCGGACUUGCAGAGUCAGCCAGCCCUGCAGAAGCUUUUGGAGUAUGGGGGAAGCUCUUUGCACCAGCAGGCUGCUGUGCUCCGCAAGCUGCUCGCGCAGUCCCCACGCUUUGGCAACUCUGUAGGAGGAAGCUAUCUAGAACUGGCCAACACGCUCCACUUGGCAGCCCUGGCAUCGCUCAAGGGAGAUAUAGUGGAGCUUAACAAACGUCUGCAGCAAACAGAGCGGGAACGGGACCUUCUGGAAAAGAAGCUGGCCAAGGCGCAGUGUGAGCAGUCCCAUCUCAUGAGAGAGCAUGAGGACGUCCAGGAGCGAACCACGCUUCGGUAUGAGGAACGCAUCACAGAACUGCACAGUAUCAUCGCUGAGCUCAAUAAGAAGAUAGAUCGUUUGCAAGGCACCACCAUCAGGGAGGAAGAUGAGUACUCGGAACUGCGGUCAGAGCUCAGCCAGAGUCAACACGAGGCCAACGAGGACUCUCGCAGCGUGGAUCAGGACCAGACCUCUGUGUCGGUCCCUGAAAACCAGUCCACCAUGGUCACUGCAGACAUGGAUAACUGCAGUGACCUGAACUCAGAGCUGCAGAGGGUGCUGACGGGGCUGGAGAACGUGGUCUGCUGCAGGAAAAAGAGCAGCUGCAGCCUCUCGGUGGCGGAGGUGGACAGACACAUCGAGCAGCUGACCACGGCCAGCGAGCACUGUGACUUGGCCAUCAAGACAGUGGAGGAGAUCGAGGGGGUCCUCGGCCGGGACCUGUACCCCAGCCUGGCAGAGGAGCGGGGCCGGUGGGAGAAGGAGCUGGCGGGGCUGCGGGAGGAGAACGAGAGCCUGACGGCCAUGCUGUGCAGCAAGGAGGAGGAGCUGCACAGGACCAAGGCCGCCACGAACGCCGUCCGGGAGGAGCGCGACCGGCUGCGGCGGAGGGUUCGAGAGCUUCAAACUCGACUGCAGAGCGUGCAGGCCACGGGCCCCUCCAGCCCUGGCCGCCUCACUUCCGCCAACCGCCCCGUUAACCCCAGCACCGGAGAGCUGAGCACGAGCAGCAGCAGCAACGACAUCCCCAUCGCCAAGAUCGCCGAGAGGGUGAAGCUCUCCAAGACCAGGUCUGAAUCUUCGUCGUCUGAUCGCCCAGUCCUAGGCUCAGAAAUCAGCAGCAUUGGGGUGUCCAGCAGUGUGGCAGAGCACCUGGCCCACUCUCUUCAGGACUGCUCCAACAUUCAGGAAAUCUUCCAGACUCUCUAUUCCCAUGGAUCUGCCAUCUCGGAAAGCAAGAUUAGAGAGUUUGAGGUGGAAACGGAGAGGCUGAACAGCCGUAUCGAACACCUCAAAUCCCAGAAUGACCUUCUGACCAUAACCCUGGAAGAAUGCAAGAGCAACGCCGAGAGGCUGAGCAUGCUGGUGGGGAAGUACGAAUCCAAUGCCACGGCGCUGCGGCUGGCACUGCAGUACAGCGAGCAGUGCAUCGAAGCCUAUGAACUCCUCCUGGCUCUGGCUGAGAGCGAGCAGAGCCUCAUCCUGGGGCAGUUCCGGGCGGCCGGUGUGGGGUCGUCCCCUGGGGACCAGUCAGGGGAUGAAAACAUUACUCAGAUGCUCAAGCGAGCCCACGACUGCCGGAAGACAGCGGAGAACGCCGCCAAGGCCCUGCUCAUGAAGUUGGACGGCAGCUGCGGGGGCGCCUUCGCGGUGGCCGGGUGCAGCGGGCAGCCCUGGGAGAGCCUGUCCUCCAACAGCCACACCAGCACGACCAGCUCCACAGCCAGCAGCUGUGACACGGAGUUCACUAAAGAAGAUGAGCAACGGCUCAAAGACUACAUCCAGCAGCUCAGGAACGACAGGGCGGCGGUCAAGCUGACCAUGCUGGAGCUGGAGAGCGUCCACAUCGACCCUCUCAGCUACGACGCCAAGCCCCGGGGGGACAGCCAGCGGCUAGACCUGGAAAACGCAGUGCUGAUGCAGGAGCUCAUGGCCAUGAAGGAGGAGAUGGCCGAGCUGAAGGCCCAGCUCUACCUCCUGGAGAAGGAGAAGAAGGCCCUGGAGCUGAAGCUGAGCACGCGAGAAGCCCAGGAACAGGCCUACCUGGUCCACAUCGAGCACCUGAAGUCUGAGGUGGAGGAGCAGAAGGAGCAGCGCACACGGUCCCUGAGCUCCACCAGCAGCGGCGGCAAGGACGCAGCCGGCAAGGAGUGUCCGGAUGCCGCCUCCCCCGCCCUGUCUCUGGCCGAACUGCGGACGGCGUGCGGCGACAGCGAGCUGGCUGCGGAGUUCACGAAUGCCAUCCGUCGAGAGAAGAAGUUAAAGGCCAGAGUUCAAGAGUUGGUGAGUGCCUUGGAAAGACUCACAAAGAGCAGUGAAAUCCGACACCAGCAAUCAGCAGAGUUUGUUAAUGACCUGAAGCGAGCCAACAGCAACCUGGUGGCUGCCUAUGAGAAAGCAAAGAAGAAGCAUCAGAACAAACUGAAGAAGUUGGAGUCUCAGAUGAUGGCCAUGGUGGAGAGACAUGAGACCCAAGUGAGGAUGCUCAAGCAACGGAUAGCUCUGCUGGAGGAGGAGAACUCCAGACCUCACACCAACGAAACGUCCCUGUAG